GUUUAGACUGGAUAAAGAAGGUGAAAGUGAUGAAGGUGGACUGGACAGAGAGAAGUGGAAGAGCUUGUGUAACAUGAGAGGAAAAACUGUGUCUAUAUGAGCCCAAUCUACAGAGAGUAAAAUGAGUCUGAGUCAGUGUCACUAUAUAUCAACUCUAGCUGGAUUUAAACACUCAGUUCAGAUCAGAGGAAGUUCACAACCACAGGAGGAGCUGAUGAUGAUUAAAGGAAGAGCUGUAACUAUAUAAUGAAGAGAAAGACUGACAGAAACAGAAAAUGGCUGAUAAGUGUGAUCUGUGUCUGCUGGGACUGAUCAUUCUCUCUUCACUUCUCACAGGUACCAGUGGAGUGGAUGAUGUUCAUGUGUUCAUCAGUUCUGGUGAAAAUGUCCGUCUGUCCUGUAAUAAUGAUCUUUCUGACUGCAAAUCAACUACAUGGAUCUACAGCAGACAUUCAGCAGCAGUUGAACUGAUUGUUGGAGGCAUAAAGAAGAAAGGCACAAAGAGACGUAAGAGACUGAGUCUGGGGUCUGACUGCUCUCUGAACAUCAAGAACGUCACAGAAGAAGAUUAUGGAUAUUACAGCUGCAGACAAUAUGAGAAUGACAAACAACAAGGAACUGAUGAACGUGUUUUUCUGCAUGUUCUUCAUGUUUCAGUGUCUCCAUCAUCAUCAUCAUCAUCCUCACAGACUGAGAUCAGUCCAGGUCGCUCUGUGACUCUCUCCUGUCAGUUGUAUUCUGGAUUCUCCUGUGAUUAUUGGGUCUAUUCUGAGGGACUUCAGCUGUUGUGGGUGAAUCAGACUGGUGUUGAUCUGACGACAGACUCCAGAUAUCAGAUAUUAUUCUCAUCAGAUCACUGUAUCAUCACUCUGACUACAACACUCCUGAAUGAAGAUGACAACAGAGAGUGGAGAUGUCAGCUUACGCUCAGAAAUCAACUCCAGACCUCAGUCAGAUACACUGUCAAGUAUUCAGAUCCAGCUGACACAGCAUCAGAAACUGAAGUCAGUGUGACUGCUGGAUCAUUAUUCAGAGUGAUUGUGAUUAUUGUUGAGAUGGCAGUGUUUGCUGCUCCUACUGUGAUUCUUCUUCAGAUCAUCUGUGCAAGAAGAGCUGGGAGGAAGGACUCGCAGCACCCAGAGGAAAUAGAGAUGCCUACAAUAUUACAAUAAAAUACUGCUGAGUUUGGAGACAAUCUGAAACAAGAUUUAAAACAGCAGAAACUCUCAGAGGAUUGUUCAUUGAUUGAUUUUCUUCUUCUCAGAAAACAGAGAAAAAAACUCCCUGAAGAAAUAGUGACAUCAAAGAGUUUAGAUUCAAAUAUCUUUAACAAAUAAAAGGCCAGAUUUAUGUUCAUUUAUAUGGUUUAUGGAUAUUUUCCUACAGUGUUGAAUGUCAUUUUCUUGUGGUUCAUAUAUAAACUGCUUUAAAUAUAAUAUUAAUACAGUAAUGGACAGACUGUUUGUAAAAUCCUCUCUCUGUUGGUCUGGUGAUUCUCAUAUCUUGUCUUUUCAUUCCUGUUUUUAGCAUCUUUGUUCAUUUUGAAUGAUUUCUACUAAUUUUCUUAAUUAAACCUCUGUAAUUGUUUAAUAUGUCUCCUUUCCUGAGAUGUUUGUCACAAAUAUGGUGAUUCAUAAGCUUGUAAUGUGAGAAUGAACAGCAGCAAAGAUAAACUAAUAAUGAAAUGAUUCAUUCAUGUUCAUAAUGAUUCAUAUAACUUUAUUCUGGUUAGUUCAGAAAUCCACUUUGAUAAACUAAUGACUUUAACACACUUCAUCUUCUCUCACAGCCGGUCACAAGAGCACAGUUAUUGGUUUAGACUUGUAAGUGCAAUUAUUCUUUAAAUGCAUACAGAUAUUGCCCAAAUUAAUUUCACCAAUAUAAAGUUUGUUUGAGAAUGAAGAUAUUUGCUCACAUCAGACACUCUGUGUGUUAAUACAAUAUAAUAUAACAGUACAGUAAAC
Molecule: messenger RNA, 1964 nt
Organism: Ctenopharyngodon idella (grass carp)
Lineage: Eukaryota; Metazoa; Chordata; Actinopteri; Cypriniformes; Xenocyprididae
Exons: 6
Coding region: 276-1172 (298 amino acids)
Biological process (GO): positive regulation of ERK1 and ERK2 cascade; interleukin-15-mediated signaling pathway; T cell activation
Cellular component (GO): external side of plasma membrane; membrane raft
Molecular function (GO): protein tyrosine kinase binding; MHC class II protein binding
Source: RefSeq, a predicted model, not a curated record